Molecule: messenger RNA, 2288 nt
Organism: Helicoverpa zea (corn earworm)
Lineage: Eukaryota; Metazoa; Arthropoda; Insecta; Lepidoptera; Noctuidae
Gene: dyl
Product: cuticlin-4
Exons: 4
Coding region: 215-1963 (582 amino acids)
Source: RefSeq, a predicted model, not a curated record
CGCGCGCACAUCGCGUCGCGAACGAAAGUGAACAGACUGUGACAGUGAUUGUGAACUCUGGAACAGUGAUCGGUAGCUGCCUGUGUUAUCCUGAAACUGUUUCUUCUAUCCCGAUCUACUUUUUGCGCUCACCUGAAAAGGCUUUCCUGACUUGAGUCACACUUGAAUUUAUGUCACCAAGAUAUUUCGGCCGCUGACUGACCGCACUGUGACCAUGAAGAGGACUAGGCUGCUGCUGGUGGCCGCUGUGCUCUUGCUACGGGAAGCAACAUGCGAACCUCCGGUGGACUCGGCUUCGUUACCGUUGGAACAUCGAACAGGGGCCGGCUACGGGCCGCCCCUGCCACCCUCGCACACGGACGACCCGUGGCCGUUAGCGACACCGGAUAGCCCCAAAAUAAAACACUUACAAGUUCAGUGUGAGAAAACACGCAUGCGAGUCAAUAUAGAAUUUGACCGCCCAUUCUAUGGCAUGAUAUUUUCCAAAGGAUUCUACAGCGACUCUCACUGUAUGCAUUUAAAACCGGGAACCGGUCAUCUCAGCGCAACGUUUGAAAUCUUCCUCAAUAGCUGUGGUAUGAGCAGUUCUGCUAACCAUAAUGUUGCUGCUUAUGGAAGUCCUACGCCUAGCGGCUCCUACGUAGAGAACACUAUCAUUGUCCAGUACGACCCAUAUGUUCAAGAGGUAUGGGAUCAAGCAAGAAAAUUACGAUGCACGUGGUACGACUUUUACGAAAAGGCUGUGACAUUCAGACCAUUCCAAGUGGACAUGUUGCACGCUGUUACUGCGAACUUUCUCGGGGACAACCUGCAAUGCUGGAUGCAGAUACAGGUUGGAAAGGGACCAUGGGCUUCAGAAGUGUCAGGAAUAGUGAAAAUUGGUCAGACUAUGACAAUGGUAUUGGCAAUCAAAGAUGACGAGAAUAAAUUCGACAUGUUAGUACGAAACUGCGUUGCACAUGACGGCAAGCGAGCACCGAUACAGCUUGUUGAUCAAUACGGCUGUGUAGUCAGACCCAAGAUUAUGAGCAAAUUCCAAAAGAUUAAGAAUUUCGGACCGUCAGCUUCUGUAGUGUCCUUCGCAUAUUUCCAAGCAUUUAAAUUCCCUGAUUCGAUGAAUGUACACUUCCAGUGUGUAAUUCAAGUAUGCAGAUAUAACUGUCCAGAGCCAAAGUGCGGUCUUGGAGCUGAUUAUGGAGUACCAUUGUUAGGUGGAAAUACUCUGGGUUCAGAAGAAUAUGGUGUACCAAACUCGCUUCACGCUGAAUAUGGUCCCCCGCCGCCAGCACCUCAUGGAGAAUAUGGUGUACCACCUGCAUUCCCAGACCCCCGACAUCCCGCGGAUGCAACUGGAUCAUUCUCAGAAAAACGCGAUGACGCGGUACCACCUCCACAAGCGCAAGUCUCAUCGACACCGAAUGCACCCAGCCCAUCAUCCCCCGCUCCAGCGCGAGAUGAAGAUGAAGUGAACCUACCACCCCCGCCACCACCAGGUCGCCGCGGCGUCUACAAUACUGUGAAGAGGAAAGAUGACGCUCACGUCAACUUAGCUACACUGGGAGGAAGACCACGCUCCGUGGAAGACCUGCCCGAGAGGCUGGUCGGAGUAAGACGGAGGCGUGAGACGUCAACGCCCACAAGAAUUUACAAGCGCGACGCUCAAGAAAUGACUGACGUCAAUACUAGUCGAACGAUCCAGGUGGUAGCGCCUGGAGACGUGAACUUCGCACUUAACAAUGCCGCGGCCAACGAGACCGUCGUCAUACAGUCUCCGGCGAGCGAUCCGGAGACAAUAUGCAUGUCGGUGCCGUCGUUCGUGGCGGGGCUGGUGAUGCUGCUGCUGGUGCUGGUGGUGGCGUCGCUGGUGGCCGCCUUCCUAUUCGUGCGCGUGCGCGCGCUCGACAGGAAGGGCGCGCACGCCGCCGCCUACUACGAGACGGAUUACGUGAAGCACACUAACUAGUGAGCGCGUCGGUGAAUGUGGCGCGAGGACGUUUCACAAACUUUACUCGGAUCCAAAGAGCGUGCGCGCUUCGGCCCCGGCCGGACGGCGCGCGGCGCUGUCGCGGUCGCGAUCGAAGCACGGUGACUGUGUCAGAUAUUUAUUUAGUUUGUAAUGAGCGUGAUGUAUAUGUUUGACUGUUUUUGUAAAUUAUUUUAUUCGUGUGAAAAGCACCCUGUAUCAGCCUUGUAGUCGAUACGUCUGUUGUAAUUUUGUAAAGAGUCGUAAGUAAGGUUUAAUGUAAGUUAAAUAUUAAUUAAACAUACCAAUCAAACGUGUCGUGUGA